Molecule: messenger RNA, 1715 nt
Organism: Oryzias latipes (Japanese medaka)
Lineage: Eukaryota; Metazoa; Chordata; Actinopteri; Beloniformes; Adrianichthyidae
Gene: mafbb
Product: v-maf avian musculoaponeurotic fibrosarcoma oncogene homolog Bb
Biological process (GO): regulation of transcription by RNA polymerase II
Cellular component (GO): nucleus
Molecular function (GO): DNA-binding transcription factor activity, RNA polymerase II-specific; RNA polymerase II cis-regulatory region sequence-specific DNA binding
Source: RefSeq, a predicted model, not a curated record
UUUCUCCUGAGCGGGCAGAGGUGCGUCCUGUGUUUACCAGCGUGGCUGUCUGAGUUUGUGGCUCCUGGAGCUGAGUAAGCAGCGCAGCCAGGAAUCCCACUGCGCAGUCUGAAGAGGUGGGAGGCUGAAGACCUUCAGGGUUUUUUUUUUUAUCUGAGCUCAAAUCGAAGUUGGAAAGUACUUUUUUUUUCUUUUUUGCAACUGAGUGAUUGCAUUAAUUGUCUGAUCUCCCUGCCGAGGCCAGCUGCAGUUUCAUGAGCUCUGAGGCGCUUUCACAUCUAAAAAUCCCCAUGGAUUUCGUGGGCGACUUUGACUUGAUGAAAUUCGGCGUGAAGAAGGAGACGAUGCAGAGUCUGGAACGCGCAUUCGUCGGGCCGUGCAGUCAGCUCCAAAGGCCAGACUCCGUCUCCUCCACCCCUGGCACCACUCCGUGCAACUCGGUGCCCUCCUCUCCAAACAUCAACCCGCACGAGCAGAGAAACACCCCCGGGGGCGACCACUUCUGGAUGCACAACAACGGCGGAUACCCUCAUCAGAUGUACCCCCAAGCUUUUGGUCUGACCCCCGAGGACGCAAUGGAGGCCCUCAUUGACGCGACGCAGCAGGGGCACCCCACUGCGCCCCACAUCCACCACCCUCAGCCCUUCCAGGGUGACUACGAGGGCUACGCUCACCUGAACGAGCCUGUCCACCACUACGCGGGCCUCCCCGGUCACCCCGACAUGCAGGGCGUCCCGAGCAGCCACUGCCAGGACACAUAUCUCAAGGAUGAAAUCGGGUGCGAGUCCCCGCAGUCGCCGGAGGCCCAGCAGGUCGUGGGUGCGCACCACCCUCUCCAGCAACCGCACCGGCGAUCCACCAGCGAGAUGCACUUCUCAGACGACCAGCUGGUGUCCAUGUCCGUCAGAGAGCUGAAUCGGCUGCUGAGGGGCCUGAGCAAGGACGAGGUGAUGCGUCUGAAGCAGAAGCGGCGGACCUUGAAAAACAGAGGUUACGCACAGUCCUGCCGCUACAAGCGGGUGCAGCAGAAACACAUCCUGGAGCACGAAAAGACCAGCCUGGUGUCACAGGUCGAGCAGCUGAAACACGAACUCAGCAGGCUGGUCCGAGAGAGGGACGCAUACAAACUCAAAUGUGAGAAACUGUCCGGGGCGAACUGCUACCACGAAACCGGCUCCACCAGUGACAACCCGUCUUCUCCUGAGUAUUUAAUAUGAGCUGCUUGCUGUUUUCCACAAAGAUCCAUUCAUGUUGAUUUCAUCCUCUUUUAAAAAUCAUCCAGAGAAAAGACUCAAAUGAUAGUUAAAGCAAGUUUUCAGUGGAUCAUUGCAACCCAAAACAUGCAUGCAGGACAUGUAUGAAUGAGAUGUUUUUAUUUUAUACCGUCAUAGCAUAUCUGUAUUUUGGCUGACAGAAAUACUUGAAAUCAGAAUAUAUUUGCUUUUCUUAACAUACAUUUAAUCUCUGCUUCAGUUCAAUGCUUGAUUUUCAUUUUCAUGAUUUUUGCCUUUUUUUAAAAAACACAAAAAUUCAUUUUUUAUGCCAAAACUUUUUUAAAUCUCACUUCUUUCAUUUGUAUGAAGCUGAUUCUGCUGGACAGACAUGUUAACUGUUUGCUUCUCUUUUACAAUCAUACAAAUAAGGCAGAUAUUCUUUUAAAAAUCGAAUUUGUUUUUCAUUGAUGAUUCAAUAAACCAUAAUGUGACUUUUUAAAA